This is a messenger RNA of Colletotrichum fioriniae, 1038 nucleotides long. Lineage: Eukaryota; Fungi; Ascomycota; Sordariomycetes; Glomerellales; Glomerellaceae. The record is from RefSeq and is a predicted model, not a curated record.
AUGGGAGGCUGUAAUUGCAAGCUUUUCAAGAGGCAAGACAUCAAGGAUGGCCGUCCGCAACCACACGUGCUGUCGCUCGACUUCGAUGAUCCGGGCGAGCUUCUCAUGACCUCCGAGAGCGACGAGACAAUUCAGAUUUAUAGCGUCAAGGAGGGUAUACACAAGAAGAACUUGCUGAGCAAGAAGUAUGGCGUCAAGCUGGCAAAGUUCACACAUACGAGCUCCAGCAUCAUCUACGCAAAUCAGAUCCGAUAUCUGGCUACCCACGACAAUUCCUUCAUCCGAUACUUUGAGGGCCACGAAAAGAGCGUCACAGAUAUUGCCAUACACCCAGGCGCUGAUAACUUCAUCUCUUGUAGCCAAGACAAUACCGUGCGCCUUUGGAAUAUUUCGACGAAGCAAUGGUGCGGCCAACUGAACCUCAACUCUCCAUAUCUCACCGCAUACGAUCCGUCGGGGCAGAGUUUUGCUGUCGCGUGUACGAACAGCGGAAGUGUUUUGCUAUAUGACUGCCGCAACUACGACAAGGCGCCAUUUGCGACCUUCGAUGUUGUCGACGCCGGCAGACACGUGGACUCUCAGUUCGUAGUCAGGGGUUGGACAAAGCUGGAAUUCUCGAACGACGGCAAGCAUAUACUCGUGGGUACUCGCGGCCCCGGUCACUUCGUACUCGAUGCUUUCGACGGGAGCUUAAAGGCGUAUCUGCGUAAGCCCGAGGGCGGAACCGGGCGGCUGGCGGCUGGCGAGACAUCAAGCACUAUCAAUGGCAGUAUGCUGAAGACGGACCAGCCCACAAUCGAGAGCAGCGGUGAUUGCUGCUUCUCUGUGGACGGCCGUUACGUUCUGAGCGGUGGUCCAAAGGAUGUCCUGGUCUGGGAUAUCUUGACACCGCCCCAGAACGAGAACAAGACCCACGAUGCUACCUGGGUAUUGGAGGAAAAGCGAGAGGCGGCGGUGUUGGCAUUCAACCCGCGGUACAACUUUUUUGCGACGGCAGAUCAAGAUGUGAUGUUCUGGGUACCCGAUCCUCAUGCAUGA